Molecule: messenger RNA, 1842 nt
Organism: Rhinocladiella mackenziei CBS 650.93
Lineage: Eukaryota; Fungi; Ascomycota; Eurotiomycetes; Chaetothyriales; Herpotrichiellaceae
Exons: 3
Coding region: 1-1842 (613 amino acids)
Source: RefSeq, a predicted model, not a curated record
AUGGCACGCAACCAAUUUCUAUCUUUCGAUCCGCCGGACCUGGUGGCUCCCAUUCUCUCGGUCUUUAGAAUAACCCCCGAAAAACUAGCACCGGGAUAUUAUUUUGUCUCCCCCUAUCAGCAAGUUCAAGAAACGGUCCAUAUCUAUGACAACGAUGCGAAUCUCGUCUGGACUGGCUUUGGAGGUGCUGGUCCGGGUAUAUCCCAUGCUCCUCAAACAUGCAUGUAUAAAGGUGAAGUCCAUCUGUGCUUCUACCAAGGCACUCAGAUGCUUGGUUGGGGUCAUGGACAUGGCAUCAUCAUGGACAAGCAUUAUCGUAUUGUCAAAUCCGUCGAGCCGGGCAGCUAUCAAGCAUCUUCGGACAUGCAUGAAUUCAGGCUGAUCAAUGACGGAGAAUCCGCGCUCAUGACUCAAUAUCUACGCAGCGUCUACGAUCUUUGUCCCUGGAACCUGUGCGAUGGUCUCGGAUAUAUCCAACAAGGAGCUUUCCAAGAAGUCCACGUCGACACGGGCGAGGUCAUCUUUGAAUGGCACAGUUUGGAUCAUGUGGAUCCAUCCGAGAGCUAUGUCGAACCCAGCACGACCGAGAUCAGUGGAAGUGGUGAACACCCUGAAAGCCCCUGGGAUUACUUCCACAUCAAUUCGAUUGACAAGAACGAGGAUGGGGACUACCUCAUUUCCGCCCGGCAUGUUUCUGCAGUGUACAAGAUUUCGGGCAUUGAUGGGCAUGUCAUUUGGCGACUGAACGGUGCCAAAUCCGAUUAUUACCUGGAUGGCUUUUCCUUCUCCUUCCAGCACGAUGCCAGGUUUGUGUCGGAAAACGAGACGCAUACCGUCAUCUCCCUGUUCGACAAUGGCUCCAAUGGAUUCAAUCAGACUCAGCCCCAUUCGACCGGUCAGAUCAUCAGCCUGGACCAUACGACCAAAGUCGCCACUUGUCUCUUGAAUCUCGACCCGCCUUUCGUCGACGGUCACGCACACAUCUCGAAAUCCCAGGGAAAUUUCCAACGUCUUCCGAACGGCAAUAUCAUCAUGGGCUGGGGCAAUGAUGCAUUCUGGACCGAGUACACGUCCGACUACGAAAUUGUGUUCUACGGCGCUCUGGGUUGGAGAAACGUGAUGAACUAUCGGGUGCACAAAUUCGACAAUUGGGUCGGAUUGCCACUGACCAAACCUGCCAUCUGGUCAUACUCGAAACAAGGAGCGGAAAUGAAGAUGUACGUCUCCUGGAACGGUGCCACCGAAGUGAGAGCCUGGCGAUUUUGGGGCGGUGACUCGAAACAAGGUCCCUUUGAGGAGCUCUCGACCGUGGCCAAAACUGGCUUCGAGACCAUCUGCAGCCACGAACCGGCUUACCAAUUCAUUCAUGCCGAAGCUCUGGACAAGGACGGUCAGGUGAUUGGCAAAUCCGCCACAGAAGCUACUUAUAUCCCCAACGAGCAAAUGCGCGAAUACUGCGACGACUUGGCCUGUCGAUUCAUGCCAGACAACAAGCAGCGAGAGAAAGAACGGGAACAAAAGGCCAAAGAGCAACGAGAGAAGGAAGAAGCAGCACGUCUUGGUCAUGAAAGAGCCAAAAAGAAUGCGGAGAUCUUUGGAGGUACGUUGGGCGGCCUGGCGGGCUUAAUCGUCAUCAUUAUGAUAUUGGCGACGAAGAAUUUCGUUUCUCGCCCCGUCCAUGUGCUCUCUCACCAUAUUUGGAGCGCAAUCAGUUCAAGGUUUUUGGGGAUGAGACAAGGAGGAAGAGACGUGGGUGUUGGUGCUGGAUAUAAGGCUCUCGCUCUUGAUGAUCAGGAUGGCGAUACGAGUAGUGGAGCCCCCAUGAUUACGGACCCCUCUUGA